CCGUCCCUUCCGCCUGUUCCUCAAUUCUUAGUCUCUCCUAGCGUUCACCCAUCCCUGCCGACAUUGACAACCUAUCCGACAUCAACAUCGCUCGGCCCUUUCUUCUGAAAGGUCUUGAACCUCGACUCAAACUCGCUGGUCGCGAUGGCUCCCAAAGCCGCGAGCUCGUCGAGCUUGGGUCCGCUGGCGAAGAGGACUUUCAAGGGCCCUCCCUCGAAUGGAAUUGGAUCUGGGUCUGGCUCAGCAUCUGGGUCUGCCUCGCCUGCUCCUGGCUACGGCACAGGAGCCGCUGGCCCUGGUUCUUCUAGCAAUCCCGGUUCUGCGUCUCCAUCACGCUACCCUUCUUCUCCUUCUCGCCCCUUUCCCCAAUCCCGCCCCAGCAGUCCUCCUCUCCUCCUCCCGCGACACGAAGAGACGUCCCUCCAUCGGCGGUUACGCUCCCUCCUUUUGGACUUUACACGGCAGAGGACAGUCUGGGAAGAGGAGGUUCUGGAGAUGGGAGAAUCCGUGGGUGCUUAUGCGACUGUUUUGGGUGAGCUGGAGGAGGAGAUGGCUGAGCGGGGGCUGGGGAAUAGACCAAAGGGAAAGGGAAAGGGCAGAGCCGAGGCCUUGAAGAUCUCCUCUGCCCAAAAUCGCAAUCAGGUCUGCCCAGCCAUAACGGAGUCUUUUCGCUCCCUGCAUGAAAUCUACACUCGGAGUCUUCUCAAGGGAAGAGAACGCAUUGAACGGGCGGUGGAGGGACUCGUAAAGCUCAAGGAUGCUGCGAGGCUUUUGCAGGUGAAUUGGGUCAGGUUGGACGAGGAGGGUGGGCUAGGCGGUGAGGAUGGGGAGGGCGAUGUGAGGUGGGGUCGAAGGGGCGGGGAUGAAUUUGUCGAUGCAAUCUUCCACAUCACCCUGCAGGCCCAAAUCCAGACACUCGAGCUACUACAGUCCCUCGAUGUCCUCCUCAUCGACUGCUCCCCACUAGGCUCCCUUCAUUCCACCUUCCUUCAUGGAUUCAUUCCGGACUCUCCUCUCUCUUUACGGGACAAGGGCCCGCAGAGGGACAAGUACGACCCUGCAACUUCCUCUGCCAAACGCAAAGAGGUCCUGCUGAUGUGGAGAGACCUGCCCAGCUUGGAUCGCGGAGGCGAGGGGAGCUUCGAGUGGUGGAAGGCCGUCUGGCGGGCCGAGGUGCGCGGGUGGGAGGAAAGCUGAGGCACUCUACUGCAGCUGAGAGAAAGAAGACAAGGUGGGAAAUUGAAAAUGGAUAGAUCUUUGUACAAUAGUGCACGGGUCAUAUUACAGGACAGGGGAAGAGGAGAGAAGACAGGAUGGAUGGAUGAAUGAAUGAAUGAAUGAUACCCGCCUCGUAGAGGGAGU
Messenger RNA from Microstroma glucosiphilum, 1362 nucleotides. RefSeq lists its product as hypothetical. The transcript has 2 exons. The record is from RefSeq and is a predicted model, not a curated record. Lineage: Eukaryota; Fungi; Basidiomycota; Exobasidiomycetes; Microstromatales; Microstromataceae. Bases 145 to 1197 code for a protein of 350 amino acids.